GCAAAUAACUCUGCUUUCGAAUGGUCAGUAGAGAAACAGCGUUUGGAGAGAGAAGACGCUUUGAAACAGACAACACGACAAUAGUAAACAAACAACUGAAAAUAACAACAGAAACAAAAAAUUCUCACAAGAAUAAAUGUGCCAAUUAAAAAAUCCAAUUUAAAAUUCGUGCGAAAUUAAUAAAAAAUGAAAUCAUAUAAAAUUAUUUUUGCAUUUGCAAUAAUUACGCUGUACUGCACAACCCUUACGAUUGCCCGCCCCCAGCCGGCUAACGAUCCCAAUGCCGAGUAUGAAUUGAUAAGAGGUGGUCCACAGGUUGGACCCAAGCCGACAUUUAUACCCGUCACGCGUAAGCCGUUGAUAAUAAAUACACCGCCACCGACGCCAGCCAACUCGAAGAGUUUCGCCUUUGAUCCCAUAACGAAAACUUGGACUUCGGUUAAAAAAGACGAUCCCAUCCCGUCGGAGGGCACACUUUUGUGGAAUCAGAGCAAUGACAAAUGGUUGACCGAAACCGCUAGACGUGUGUAAAAGUGUAAAAAUGCAAAAAUUCAAAAAUGCAAAAAUGAUGCCAUAAACAACAUGGUUAAUUGAAAGUAAUUGUAAACACAUAAACAUUUAUAUAUUUACAUACAUGUGGACAUAUAUAUAUAUGUAUUUAUAAGGUCAUAUGCAAAUUUUUUGUUAUUUAAUAUUUUAAUUGAUCAGUUCGUUCUACUUGGAUAUUUAUAACAAAUAUGCACGCACAUUAGGGUGGUCCAAAGUUUUAGAUGUAAAAGUUAAAACUUUUGGAAUUUAUCUGUUUUUUCUUCUAAUGUUCUAAAUAGUUGAAAUAAAUUUUUAAU
Molecule: messenger RNA, 845 nt
Organism: Ceratitis capitata (Mediterranean fruit fly)
Lineage: Eukaryota; Metazoa; Arthropoda; Insecta; Diptera; Tephritidae
Exons: 2
Coding region: 187-531 (114 amino acids)
Source: RefSeq, a predicted model, not a curated record